AUGGCUGCAGUCAAUAUGCAGGUCAUGUCAUCUAAUAUCCCCCUUGACUUUUUACCGGUGCAUACCUCUCAUUCCCGCUCUAAUUCGGUCUCAUCCUCCUCGACCCACUCAUCCAACUCACGACCCCAAUCUUCCCAGGGGGGGCUCACACGCAUGCAGGCGCUGCCCACAGAAGACCUCUAUCGUUCUUCCUACCAUCUCGGCGCACCCCACCACAACUCAGCCAUCCACAGCGACCACUCCCCCCCAAAUCACAAUAUCUCAAAUCCAGCUCUGAAGGGCCUCCAGCGCCACUCGCACCAGCGUGCUCGCGUGGCGGCUUCGCCGUACCCAAGGGACACCGACAGCGUGCACUCAUCGUCCAGCGAGACUGAAGACAUCUCGAUGUAUCUAGGAGCCAAUCCUGGCUCCGAUUAUCACAACAACAUGUAUAUUGGGGCUCACACGAUGGCACCCAGCCAAGAGGCCAUGAACGCCGCUGGGGCCUUCGGGAGGAUGUCGAUCAACUCGGAUGCCGCUCUCGAAAAGCUGGCAGCCAACGUUAGAGCUGCUACCACCACUAGUGCGUCGGACAGGGCGAAGCAAAUUUUUGUACAAGCAUGGCUCACGGCGAACUACGCUCCUUACCCUGAUGGAAACGUCCCCCGCCAGGGCCUGUACUUCUCGUACAGGAGAAUUUGCGACCAGUACUCGAUUCCACACAUCAACACCGCUACCCUGGGAAAGGCCAUCCGUUUGUGUUUUCCAACGAUCAAAACACGAAGGCUAGGUGUCAGAGGGAAUAGCAAAUAUCAUUAUUGUGGUAUUCGUCCCGCUACAGCGGCGGAAGCCGAAUGGCUGCAAGACUAUAUCCAAAAGUCAAACAACAACGCUGGUCAAGCAUCUAUCAAUGCCGCCCGUUCUGCCCAGGACCAAGGUGAAACAGCAAACAAGAGCGAAGACGACGACGAUGAAGAUUCAGAAGGUGCUUCGUCAUCAAUGCCCUCCAAGCGGAAUUCAUUGAUCAUAAAUGGAGAUGUGAAACCUGUUUUCCCGAACGACCUAAGCGACAAGACCCCGACUGCCGGAACGAUACUUUCGCAGCAAGCCACUCAACGACCCCCGUCUUCGUACCCUCCUCAAGCAUCUAUCCGUAGGUUACCAACACAGGAUGGUGGGCUUUCUGCUCAAGGUCCUUCAGCUCCCAGCCACCCGGUCACAUAUCUGUCAUCGUCUCAGCAUCUAUCUGUCCGCCAACUCCCGACUUUCCCUUCCAUUGAUGAAGCCAUCGGUUCAAACUCCACAUCACAUCAUAGUAUGGCGGCUAGGGAGGUCUGGAACUGGUUUCAGGACCAUCUCGAUGCCCUCCUGGAUAGUAUUCGGACAUACAGAUGCGAUCAGUUUGAGAUGCACAUCAGGACUUUCUGGUCGAGCUUGGAAGGUAGCCAUCGGGAGGUAGUUCACGCACCUGCCAUCGCGGGUCUGAUGGCCAAGGCAGAUGCGAUUGUCUACGACGAAAUUUUGGAGUUCUUGAGGUCUCAGAUGCUUUCAUCCAUCUCCUCGGCGUCUAUGCAGAGCCUCCGUCAGCUCGCGAACAAGAUGGAAAAGAUCCUGCUUGCCGCCCUCCAGAAUUACGGCAACACCUUUGUUGAGCCUAAGAUUGAACUUGGGGCACGAUUCGGUCACCUCGUUUUGCGCUACUUGGACAUCUAUCAAGUCAUUCAAGCCCUCACGACGGUUCUCACUACCCAGAAGCAACUAACAGAGAUGCGACGCUCUUGGACCAAAAUUGAUUUCGAGUCCGUCCGCAAUCAAUCAGCCCUGGUGUGUAACUGCCGGCACGAAGAUCUCGUUCAACUGCUGGAGGUCGAAUUCGUUUCACUGCUGGAUCUCCUAUCGAAGAGUCCUGAACCGGUGAAAGAAGUCAUGUUGUGGGCGGAUAAGUGCUGUGAUAGAUUGAUGGGUGGGAAUAGGGGAAGCCCUGAAGAGCGAGGUACGAUGAGCUCCCGCAGUGUCCUCAUUCGUUGGGGAUAUGUGACAAGCCAAAUCAUGCGAGACUUGACCAUUAGAAGCGACCCAGCCUUUGGCGCCUUCCAAAUCUUCAAACUAUUUUUGGACGAUUGGAUCGCCGUCAGCGUGCUUCGAAGUGUGGCACUUUCCACCAACGUGGUCGCAGCGUCCGUGGAGCCGGUCAUGCAACAGCAAUACUUCUCCAUGUCGCCAAUGGCUGGCCAAGAAAGCUUUGGAUCGAUGGAUGUCAGACCGAGCAUCAUGACACCCACGACAUCAAGCAUGCUGGCCGCCCUUCAAAGCGACUCUUUCCCCGGAUCCCUAGACGCAACAGGCUCCGGCUUCGAUUCAGGAUAUGGCUCUUUGUCGUCGUACAUGGAUCCUGUCGCACCGCAGGACGAUUCUAUACCUUCUGUUCACCAGCAGGGUCUUUCUUUCCCCGAUUUCUCGGGCGGGCAGACGUCCUUCGACGUCACUACUUUCACUCCACAAGAUUUGGGCAUUGGCACAACCCACUCAACACCUGCCAGCGAACCGGCGCAACUCGAACCAGAGCCGGGCAAAACCGAUCAGCAUCCACAGACAGCGGCAUAA
This is a messenger RNA of Pleurotus ostreatus (oyster mushroom), 2583 nucleotides long. RefSeq lists its product as uncharacterized. The transcript has 8 exons. The record is from RefSeq and is a predicted model, not a curated record. Gene Ontology annotation, molecular function: DNA-binding transcription factor activity, RNA polymerase II-specific; RNA polymerase II cis-regulatory region sequence-specific DNA binding. Gene Ontology annotation, biological process: regulation of transcription by RNA polymerase II. Bases 1 to 2583 code for a protein of 860 amino acids. Lineage: Eukaryota; Fungi; Basidiomycota; Agaricomycetes; Agaricales; Pleurotaceae.